UCAUCAAUGGAACCAGCCAAAACGCUCACUUUUCUGUCUGAGGAAAACACCCUCGAUUCCCGUUUCGUUCGUGACGAAGAUGAGCGUCCAAAAGUGGCUUACAAUGAAUUCAGCGACGAGAUUCCAGUUAUUUCACUGGCUGGAAUCGAUGAGGUGAAUGGGCGCAGAGAAGAGAUAUGUAAGAAGAUUGUGGAGGCUUUUGAGGAGUGGGGAAUAUUUCAGAUUGUUGAUCACAGUGUGGACACUAAACUCGUGUCGGAGAUGACACGUCUUGCAAAAGAGUUCUUCGCAUUGCCACCAGAAGAGAAGCUUAUCUUUGACAUGACCGGUGGCAAGAAGGGUGGUUUCUUAGUCUCCAGCCACCUUCAAGGAGAAGCGGUGCAGGAUUGGAGAGAGAUAGUAAUAUAUUUUUCACAGCCAAUUAAGAAUAGGGAUUAUUCGAGGUGGCCAGAGAAGCCAGAAGGAUGGAGAAAGGUGACGGAAGAGUACAGCGAGAAGUUGAUGGAUUUGUCAUGCAAGCUUUUGGAGGUUUUGUCAGAAGCAAUGGAAUUGGAUAAGGAAGCAUUGAAGAAGGCAUGUGUGGAUAUGGACCAAAAGAUUGUCGUGAAUUUCUACCCCAAAUGCCCUCAACCAGAGCUAACGCUUGGGGUGAAGAGGCACACAGACCCAGGUACCAUAACACUGCUCCUUCAAGACGAGGUUGGUGGACUUCAAGCUACAAGAGAUAAUGGCAACACAUGGAUCACCGUUCAGCCUAUUCAUGGAGCUUUCGUCGUCAACCUUGGAGAUCAUGGUCAUUAUCUGAGCAAUGGAAGGUUCAAGAAUGCUGAUCACCAAGCAGUGGUGAACUCAAACUGCAGCCGUUUGUCCAUAGCGACAUUCCAAAACCCAGCACAAGAGGCAACUGUGUAUCCUCUAAAGGUUAGAGAGGGAGAGAAGCCUGUGAUGGAGAAAGCAAUAUCAUUCGCGGAGAUGUAUAGGAGGAAAAUGAGCGAAGACCUUGAGAUUGCGAGGCUAAAGAAGCUUGCCAAAGAGAAGCAUUUGCAGGACUUGGAUAAUGUCAAACUUGAGGCCAAGCCUCUCGAUGAGAUUCUUGCCUAA
This is a messenger RNA of Abrus precatorius (Indian licorice), 1101 nucleotides long. RefSeq names its product naringenin,2-oxoglutarate 3-dioxygenase-like. The coding region runs from base 7 to 1101 and encodes 364 amino acids. The transcript is spliced from 3 exons. Lineage: Eukaryota; Viridiplantae; Streptophyta; Magnoliopsida; Fabales; Fabaceae. The record is from RefSeq and is a predicted model, not a curated record.